CCGCACCCAACAUGUGAGGAUUACAAUUUGAGAUGAGAUUUGGGUGGCGACACAGAGCCAAAUCAUAUCAUAAUCCCAUUUUUUUUGUCAGUCUAUUUUGCCAACAUCAGUCUCUUUGGGAUGUCCAUGCCCUCAGAUUCUGCAGUCUUCAAUCUGGGAAUGGACUGAGACUAGGGCUCAAACAGGUGAUGAAGAAUGCUCCCUGCAAUACGUGUUACAACACAUAGGAUGAUGAGUGUGGUGAGAUUGCCAAUGGCCAGAGAGGAGAGCAGUACCGCCCUUAGAUCCAAGCAAAUGAUGUCCAUGCUUUAGGCCCUGUGUGUCAUGGGCCCAUAGUUUUCCGUGCCGCCUUCACAUUCUUCUCUGGUAUCUGGAACUAAUCAUGCCUGGCAGUGCUAUCCAAGUGGAGUUCCCUGAGCCCUGACCUUGCGGGAUUCCUGGUAGUUUAGCUCAGGUAGGCGUUUCCGGUGAAUGCUGGGAAAUGUAGUCCAUUUUGUGGGAAGUGUAGUCCACUGGCCGGUGGAACACCGGACAUUUUGGCUCUGGCAAGCGGACCGGUGAAUUCUGGGAACCUCACUCCAGAUACUCUGCGCUGUCGCCGGCCCUUUGGCUCAGACGAGCGAGUUUGGGGAAUUCUGGGAAGUGGAUGCAGUCCAGACACGCUGGCGGAGCGAAUACUUCCGGUCUCAGAGCUCGAGGUUCCUACUUUAAUGACCCGGGUAGUUUGAGCCAUUUCUGCGUCUUGCAGGACAUUUUGAACGAGCACCCUUUGCUUGAGGCUUGCAACUGCCCCAUGAUCAAUGAUCGUUUCAGGGGAAAAGAGGCCUUGGCAAAGACGAGGUUUGGAGGCACAAUUCUGCUUUCUCUCGAACUGCAUCAUUCAGGACUCUGCAAAUUCCCUGAAGUAGGAGGAAAAAUGACCACAUCCAAGGUUGGCAGCAAGGGAGUCCAGAAUCCUAGGGUCCACUGUGAGCCAGCCAUCCAGGGCUCAAGAAAGCUACCUGGAGCAGAUGGAAUCUUGACUGAGGCAGUGACCUUCAAGGAUGUGGCUGUUGUCUUCACUGAGGAGGAGCUGGGGCUGCUGGACCCUGUCCAGAGGAGGCUGUACCAAGAUGUGAUGCUGGAGAACUUCAGGAACCUGCUCUCAGUGGGGCAUCAACCUUUCCACGGAGACACUUUUCACCUCCAAAGAGAAGAAAAGUUUUGGAUGAUGGAGACGGCAACCCAAAGAGAAGGGAAUUCAGGAGGCAAGAUCCAAACUGAGUUGGAAUCUGUUCCAGAAACAGGACCACAUGAAGAGUGGUCUUGCCAGCAAAUCUGGGAACAAAUUGCAAGUACAAUUCUGCUUUCCCAGGAAUCGCAUCCCUCAGUACGCCGCAAGUUCCCAGAAGUAAGAGGGAAGAUGACCAUGUUCAAGGAGGCAGUGACCUUCAAGGACGUGGCUGUGGUCUUCACUGAGGAGGAGCUGGGGCUGCUGGACCCUGCCCAGAGGAAGCUGUACCGAGAUGUGAUGCUGGAGAACUUCAGGAACCUGCUGUCAGUGGGACAGCAAGCAUUCGACAGGGAUACUUUCCAGUUCCUAAGGGAAGAAAAGGUUUGGAUGAUGAAGACAGCAACCCAAAGAGAAGGGAAUUCAGGAAGCAAGAUCCAAACUGAGAUAAAGACUGUUUCAGAAGCAGGAACACAUCAAGAGUGGUCCUGCCAGCAAACCUGGGAAAAAAUUGCAAGUGAUUUAACCAGGUCUCAAGCCUCGGUAAUAAAUAGCUCUCAGUUCUCCAAACAAAGUGAUUUACCCUGCCAGACUGAGGCAGGACUAUCUGUAAUUAACAUAAGACAGAAGUCUUCCCAGGGCAAUGAAUAUAAACAGUCCUUCAGUGAUCUCUCCAUCUUUGAUUUUCAUCAACAAUCACACUCAGGAGAGAAGUCUCAUACAUGUGAUGAGUGUGGAAAAAGCUUCUGUUACAUCUCAGCCCUUCGUAUUCAUCAGAGAGUUCACAUGGGAGAGAAAUGCUAUAAGUGUGAUGUGUGUGGUAAGGAAUUCAGUCAGAACUUACAUCUGAAAACUCAUCAGAGAGUCCACACUGGAGAAAAACCAUUCAAAUGUGUUGAAUGUGGGAAAGGCUUUAGUCGUAGAUCAGCACUUAAUGUACAUUGCAAAUUGCACACAGGAGAGAAACCUUAUAAUUGUGAGGAAUGUGGGAAGGCCUUCAUUCAUGAUUCCCAGCUUCAAGAACAUCAGAGAAUCCAUACUGGGGAGAAGCCAUUUAAAUGUGAUAUAUGUGAUAAGAGCUUCUGUGGUAGAUCAAGACUUAAUAGGCAUUCCAUGGUUCACACGGGAGAAAAACCUUUCCGAUGUGAUACGUGUGGUAAGAGCUUUCGUCAGAGAUCAGCACUUAAUAGUCAUCACAUGGUCCACACAGGAGAGAAGCCAUACAAAUGUGAGGAAUGUGGAAAAGGCUUUAUUUGUAGGCGAGAUCUUUAUACGCAUCAUAUGGUCCACACGGGAGAGAAGCCAUAUAAUUGUAAAGAAUGUGGGAAGAGCUUCAGAUGGGCCUCAUGUCUUUUGAAACAUCAGCGAGUCCACAGUGGAGAAAAACCUUUCAAAUGUGAAGAAUGUGGGAAAGGAUUUUACACAAAUUCACAACGUUAUUCCCAUCAGAGAUCCCAUAGUGGAGAAAAACCAUACAAAUGUGUGGAGUGUGGGAAGGGCUACAAAAGGAGGUUGGAUCUUGACUUUCACCAGCGUGUCCAUACAGGAGAGAAACUGUAUAAUUGUAAGGAAUGUGGGAAGAGCUUUAGUCGGGCCCCUUGUCUUUUGAAACAUGAGAGACUCCAUAGUGGAGAAAAACCAUUCCAAUGUGAAGAGUGUGGGAAGAGGUUUACUCAAAAUUCACAUCUUCAUUCCCAUCAGCGAGUCCAUACUGGAGAAAAGCCAUACAAAUGUGAGAGGUGUGGAAAGGGCUACAAUAGUAAGUUUAAUCUUGAUAUGCACCAGAAGGUCCACACAGGAGAGAGACCGUAUAAUUGUAAAGAAUGUGGGAAGAGUUUUGGUUGGGCCUCAUGUCUUUUGAAACAUCAGAGACUGCACAGCGGAGAAAAACCAUUCAAAUGUGAAGAGUGUGGGAAAAGAUUUACUCAGAAUUCACAGCUUCAUUCUCAUCAAAGAGUGCACACCGGAGAAAAGCCAUACAAAUGUGAUGAGUGUGGGAAGGGUUUCAGCUGGUCUUCAACCCGUCUGACCCACCAGAGACGCCACAGCAGAGAAUCACCUCUCAAAUGUGAGGAGUAUGGGAAGAAUACUGUACAGAAUUCAUUCUCUAAAGUCCAAGAAAAAGUUCACAGUGUAGAAAAGCCAUACAAAUGUGAGGACUGUGGGAAGGGCUACAACAGGUGCUCGAAUCUUGACAUGCAUCAGAGGGUCCACAUGGGAGAGAAAACAUGGAAAUGUGGGGAGUGCGAUCUGUGCUUCAGUCAGGCCUCAAGUCUUCAACUUCAUCAGAUUGUUCAUGCUUUACAAGAAGCAUGGCACUGGCAUCUGCUCAGCUUCUGGUAAGGGCCUUGGGAAGCUUUUAGUCAUGGAAGAAGGUGAAAUUGGAGUAGGAACACAGAUUCAAGUUGCUCUCAAGAUACACUUCCUAAUCUUUUAGUUAAAUACAUUUUUUUAUGGAGAAAUACAUUUAUUAGUGGGCAUUCUACUAUAAAGGUGAGCUUCCCCUCCUCUUUCAUUUGCUUAUUCAUUCAUUCAUUCAACUAUAUAUAUUCUAUCAGUGUAGAUCCAGAAUACAGUCUUAUUAAGUUAAA
This is a messenger RNA of Sapajus apella (tufted capuchin), 3801 nucleotides long. RefSeq names its product zinc finger protein 224. The record is from RefSeq and is a predicted model, not a curated record. Gene Ontology annotation, biological process: negative regulation of transcription by RNA polymerase II. The transcript has 12 exons. The coding region runs from base 647 to 3553 and encodes 968 amino acids. Gene Ontology annotation, molecular function: DNA-binding transcription repressor activity, RNA polymerase II-specific. NCBI's taxonomy places the organism in Eukaryota, Metazoa, Chordata, Mammalia, Primates, Cebidae.